Messenger RNA from Corylus avellana, 592 nucleotides. Lineage: Eukaryota; Viridiplantae; Streptophyta; Magnoliopsida; Fagales; Betulaceae. The record is from RefSeq and is a predicted model, not a curated record.
AUGAGUGCUACUUUGGGAUUUCCUUUGGAGUUUGGAAGUGAGGAAAAGAAGGCCAGAGAAAUUGGUCCCAUUAUAGAAAAACGUGUCGAUACCUAUUUUUCAGAGUACACCACGAAGGAGUUCGACUUUGCUGACUUCUACCGGGCAGUAUGUGAAACUGUCGAGGAAAUCAACAAAAAGAUCGGUUCCACACAAUUUCGCAUUCCAACUGCUAGCACACUACAGAAGGCCUACAAUACUCACCACAAAGGCAAAGAUAAUCCCUUGACAAAGGAUGAGUUUGAAACAAUCCUCCGAGAAGUGAUUAUUGGUACAGGAUUUACGGGCAUCGGAGCAAAGGAUACACUUCUCUACAUAUUUGGUGUGCCAGUAACUGCAUUGUUCAUCAAGCAACAAAUAAUGCCACGUGUAAUUCCUAACGAAAUUUUCAUCCCAGGAGUCACUUCUGCCACUGUCUUCGUUCUUGCCAAACUUAACAAGAUAUGAGUCAAAGAUAUAUAUGUAAUUGAAUUGUAUUAUGUUACUUACCAAUGCACCAUGAUUGGUUAAAAUAAAAUGCCUCACGGAGCACCAACUUCAGUGAAAAUUAGGC